Messenger RNA from Telopea speciosissima, 3427 nucleotides. Its product is annotated as pentatricopeptide repeat-containing protein At5g62370. The transcript has 3 exons. Gene Ontology annotation, molecular function: protein binding. The coding region runs from base 191 to 3331 and encodes 1046 amino acids. The record is from RefSeq and is a predicted model, not a curated record. Lineage: Eukaryota; Viridiplantae; Streptophyta; Magnoliopsida; Proteales; Proteaceae.
CUUGAAACCUUAUCUUGCUGGGUCCAUGUUUCUGUGUAUCUCUGCUUCAGGCAUCCAUAUUCUCCUGCUUUCAUGUUGUUCCUUUUCAGGGUUUAUGAAUUCUUUGAUUCUCUCAAUUGGGAUUUUUGGCAGUGAUGUUCGAUCCUUCCUCUAAGCUUACGCAACUUCUUUGGGGCAGUACUGAUCAAAGAUGACAGCAAAGAGGCCUCGUCUAUGCUCUUUAUUCUCCUGCAACAACAACAACAACCGACCCAGAAGAACAUUAACUACAUAUCCUCUCCAUGCUGAACCUCUGAGCUCAAAUCCAUCAUCACCGGCCGAAGAACACAUGAUUCAUUGUUUUUUAUUAGCAGAGCGGCUCAAUAGGCGAGGCCUGGUUUCUGCCGCACAGGGAGUCCUCGAGCGCAUCAUCAAUCAUUCCAUGUCAAAGCAACCUUUAAUCGACGCUAUCGACUUCGCGCUUUUACGUGGAUUGCAGUUUAAUGCACAAAGCUAUAGCUUGAUUCUCCAGAAGUUCCUGUGUUUCGGUCAGCCCCAAUUUGCGGCAGAGUUUUUCAUUGAUAAAGUCACAAGCAGAGGUAUUGUUCCGACCUCGUCAAUGCUCAACUCGAUGAUUAUAUGUUACUGUAGGAUAGGAAAAUUAGGGGAAGCAAUUAUACAUUUUGACCAACUCAUUCGAAUGGGUUCUUUCCCUUGCAAGAAAGCUUGUAGUUUGUUGCUUCGUGAGCUCUCUAUACAGGGAAGAUUACUGGAGGCAUUUGAUCUUUUUGUCCAAAUGUUUCGGUAUGGAGAACAUCCGGUCUUUUGGUGCUAUAAUUUACUGAUUGAUGGGUUGUGCUAUAAUGGAAACUUAGAUGAAGCCCUCCAAGUAUUCUACUUAAUGCUCCAGUCAGGAACUCGUCCCAUAGCUCAUUUGUACAAAUCAUUGGUGUGUGCUUUCUGUAAGAAUGGUCAAGUUCAGGAGGCGGAGUUCCUAUGCAGAGAAAUGACAUUGCAGGGCCUCCGUCCAGAUCGUGUGAUGUACACUUCUCUUAUUUAUGGUUAUUGUAAAGAUGGGGAUAUUGAGAUGGCUAAGGGUCUUUUUCGAAGAAUGCGGGACACAGGCUGUGAACCUGAUGUUUAUGCUUACAACACAUUAAUUUAUGGUCUUGUUAGGUCAUUUGAUGUUGAUUCUGCAUGGGUGCUCUAUGAACAGAUGAAGGGGAGUGGAUUGCAACCUGAUGUGGUAACUUACAGCAUUUUGAUUAGUGGAUACUGUAAGGAUCGGAAGCUAGAUUGUGCUAUGACCCUUUUUGACCACAUGCAUGUAGCCCCCAAUGUGCAUUGCUAUACUUGCCUAAUCUCUGCCUUCUAUAAGGAGAAGCGGUUAGAAGAUGCAGAUGAAUUGUUUAAUAGGAUGCUGGACAGUGGCAUCGCUCCUGAUCAUGUGGUGUUCUUGUCUUUAGUCAAGAGCUACUCAAAAGGCCAUGAACUUCAUCUGGCUUUCAUGAUUUUGACAGCAAUGGCUAAGAAUGGUUGUAAUAUAGACUUUGAUAUGUUUUUAAGCUCUUCCACUUCUAGUCCAAGCAAGGCUUUGGAGCAUAAUCUUGAGCUUCUAUUUAAUGGGAUAUUGACGAGCAACAUGUUUCCUUCUAAUGUGGCCUUUGGCAUUCUCAUAAGUGCCUUUUGUGCAGGGGGGAAAACUGAUCUUGCAUUGUUGUUCAUGGAUAGGAUGCUCAGUUAUGGAUGCAAGCCUUUGCUUUCUACUUACAAUUCCUUGAUCAAAUGUCUUUUCCAGGAAGGUCUGGUUGAGGACGUGCGGUCCCUCAUAAGCCUCAUGCAGGAUCAGGGCGUAUCUCCUAACCUAGCUACUUAUUUGAUUAUGGUGAAUGAAAACUGCAAGCGUGGGGAUUUGGUGUCUGCCUUUGAGGUCUUGGAGCAAAUGGAUGAGAGGGGACUGACUCCUAGUGUUGCAAUUUAUGACUCAAUUAUUGGUUUUUUGUGCGGAGAGAAAAGAUUGGUGGAGGCUGAGACUGUUUUCAUAGGAAUGCUUGAUGCUGGUGUGGUUCCAGAUGAACCUGUCUUUAGCACUUUGAUUAAUGGCUUCUCUAAGAGUGGAAGAGCAAUUGAUGCUUGUCAUUGGUUUGACAGAAUGAUGAUAGAGUUUGGUAUUCAUCCUAGUUCUCAUUCUUACACUGCACUAAUAAAUGGACUUGUCAAGAAAAACAUGACUGAGAAGGGAUGUCUAUAUCUUGGUAAAAUGUUGAAUGAUGGUUUUGUGCCAGAUACAGUGCUUUACACUGUUCUAAUCAAUCAGUUUUGCAGAAAAGGAGAGGUUGGCUUUGCCCUUAGCUUAUUCAAGCUCAUGAAAAGAAACAAUAUUGAACCUGAUCUGAUCACGUAUAUUUCAUUGAUCAGUGGUAUUUGCAGAAAUAUCUCAUUUAGGGGUAGAAGAUACUAUGUUCUAGAUAGAAGGUUCCAAAUAUCGAAGGAGAGGCUGUUCUGUUUGCUUGAUAAAAAAACCGUAUUCCCAAGAGAUUCUUGCAAUUCCCUUGAAGAAAUUAAUUAUAUAGCAUUAGCAUCAAAACUAGUACAAGAAAUGAAAGUAAUUGGGCUAGUUCCCAAUUUGUACCAUCAUAAUGGCAUCAUAACAGGUCUUUGCCGGGCAGGGAGCAUGCAGGAUGCAUAUGAUCAGCUUGAGUUGAUGCAGAAAGAUGGCGUGAGACCCAAUCAGGUGACUUACACCAUAUUAAUUGAUGGAUGUAUCAGAUCUGGUCGAAUGGAUCAUGCUAUAAAAUUAUUCAACCUGAUGAAUGCGGAUGGUUUUGUUCCAGAUAAGGUCUCAUAUGACACGAUGAUUAAAGGUUUUUGUAGGGCAGGAGGAGUACUUGAUGCUUUAGCACUGUCAUUGUCAAUGUGUAAGAGGGGCUUUGUACCAAGCCAUGUUUCGUAUCAGAAACUAGUAUACCAUCUUUGUCUCAGUAGUUUGAGCAAUCUUGCCUUCAAAGUAUUUGAGGAAAUGUUUUCCCAUGGCUAUGUACCUGCCCAUUUUACUUGUAACUGGUUGCUUGGUGUUCUAUACAAAGAGAACAAACUGCGUGAGGCUUAUAAGGUGUUUGAUAUGAUGCUUAAGAGAGGGAGAAUUCCAGAUGAAAGAGUAUGUAUACAGUUUGUUGAAACAUGUAAUAGGCGAGGAGAAUCUGACUUGGCUACUUUAUCACAGAUGGUGCGAGACUUCCUCAAGGAUUGGUGUAAUAUACUUCCAUUGAGACUGAGCGGAUGGCCAUGGGUGACGGAGAAGAAGACCAAGGACAAGGUGAAAACACGAGAAUCAAAUAACUGGGAGAUAUGAGACUUCAGAGAGUAGAACAACUUCGUCUUUCUCAAGUCUCUUCCCUCUGUGAUACGUGGACUCAGUUGCUGCGCUUUAGGAUCUCAGGUAACCUCU